Molecule: messenger RNA, 1656 nt
Organism: Lampris incognitus (smalleye Pacific opah)
Lineage: Eukaryota; Metazoa; Chordata; Actinopteri; Lampriformes; Lampridae
Product: polypeptide N-acetylgalactosaminyltransferase 10-like
Exons: 11
Coding region: 1-1656 (551 amino acids)
Cellular component (GO): Golgi apparatus
Source: RefSeq, a predicted model, not a curated record
AUGAACCGCAUCGGGAAGGACGUCCAGCAGGGCCACACCGGCGUGCGGAGGCUAGACUGGCACGACUAUGAAGCAAUCAAGAGAGAUGCCACACGUUCUGGGAAUGGUGAGCAGGGUAAGGCGUUUCCCCUGUCGGAUGCAGACCGGGUGGACCAGGCCUACAGAGAGAAUGGCUUCAACAUCUACGUCAGUGACCGGAUCUCCCUCAACCGCUCCCUCCCCGAUAUCAGACACCUGAACUGUAAACAGAAGUUGUACGCUGAGAAGCUGCCCAACACGAGCAUCAUUAUUCCCUUCCAUAACGAGGGCUGGUCGUCUCUACUGAGGACGGUCCACAGCAUUCUGAACCGCUCACCGCCGGAGCUCAUCGCAGAGAUCAUCCUGGUGGACGACUUCAGCGACAAACAGCAUCUGAAGACGUCUCUGGAGGAGUACAUGGUGCGGAUGCCCAAGGUCCGAAUCCUGAGGACCAAGAAAAGGGAGGGGCUGAUCAGGACCCGCCUGCUGGGAGCCAGCGCCGCCAAGGGAGAGGUCAUCACCUUCCUGGACUCCCACUGUGAGGCCAACGUCAACUGGCUGCCUCCACUCCUGGACCGAAUCGCCCAGAACAGGAAGUCCAUUGUGUGUCCAAUGAUCGAUGUGAUCGACCAUGACAACUUUGGCUAUGAGACGCAGGCGGGCGAUGCCAUGCGUGGGGCCUUCGACUGGGAGAUGUACUACAAGCGAAUCCCCAUCCCCCCGGAGCUUCAGAAGGAAGACCCCAGCGAGCCCUUCGAGUCCCCGGUCAUGGCAGGAGGACUUUUUGCUGUGGACAGGAAGUGGUUCUGGGAGCUUGGAGGAUAUGACACGGGCCUGGAGAUUUGGGGAGGAGAGCAGUAUGAGAUCUCCUUCAAGGUGUGGAUGUGCGGUGGGCGAAUGGAGGACAUCCCUUGCUCCAGGGUCGGACACAUCUACAGGAAGUAUGUACCCUACAAAGUCCCCGGCGGGGUCAGCCUGGCCAGGAACCUGAAGCGCGUGGCAGAGGUGUGGAUGGAUGAAUAUGCUGAAUACAUCUACCAGCGUCGUCCGGAGUACCGCCACCUGUCAGCUGGAGACAUGACCGUGCAGAAGGAGCUCAGGAACAGCCUCAACUGCAAGAACUUCAAGUGGUUCAUGAGUAAGGUGGCCUGGGACCUGCCCAAACACUAUCCACCUGUGGAGCCGCCUGCUGCCGCAUGGGGAGAGUUACGUAAUGUGGGUAGUGGUAUGUGUAUGGAGAGUAAACACUUCGUGUCAGGGAGUCCCAUCCGCCUGGAGAACUGCCUGAAAGGACGUGGUGAGGUGGGCUGGAGUCAUGGCCAGGUGUUCACGUUCGGGUGGAGGGAGGAUAUCCGGGUGGGUGACCCCAUGCACACCAUGAAGGUCUGUUUUGAUGCCAUCUCGCACAACAGCCCCGUCACCCUGUACGACUGCCACGGCAUGAAGGGCAACCAGCUGUGGCGCUACCGCAAGGACAAGAGUCUGUACCAUCCGGUCAGUAACAGCUGUGUGGACUGUAACCCGGUGGAGCGCCGGGUCUUCAUGAACACCUGCGACCCCGACUCGCCCAGCCAGCAGUGGCUGUUCGAGAGGACCAACACCACCGUGCUGGAACGCUUCAACCGGGGGGCCAACUGA